Messenger RNA from Lolium perenne, 982 nucleotides. RefSeq lists its product as uncharacterized. The record is from RefSeq and is a predicted model, not a curated record. Gene Ontology annotation, biological process: cell wall macromolecule catabolic process; chitin catabolic process. Gene Ontology annotation, molecular function: chitinase activity. Lineage: Eukaryota; Viridiplantae; Streptophyta; Magnoliopsida; Poales; Poaceae.
CAGCCGCUCCUCGCAUCGCCUCCCGUGCGCCGCUCAGUUGAUCCAUCGCCUGUUCUUCCUAGCUCUGCGCCACGCCCCUGCGACACACGCACUGAUAAAGCAAGAGAAUCACCCGCGCGCAUCCCUCGGAGAGAGCGAUGAAGUGGGCGCAGGCGGCAUUUCUGCUGGUUGCGCUGCUCGCGGCGGCGGAGGGGAGGAGGGAGAAGGCGUGCGACACUGGGUGGCAGUGCAGCGGCAGCGGGUUCUGCUGCAACGUGACCAUCAUCGACUAUUUCAAGGCCCACCACUUCGAGGAGUUCUUCCCCAGGCGCAACGACUCCAUCGCCCACGCCGGCGGCUUCUGGAGCUACCAGGCCUUCAUCGCCGCCGCCGCCCAAUUUGAGCCCCGCGGGUUCGGCACCACCGGCGGCGAGGAGACAGGCAUCAAGGAGGUCGCCGCAUUCCUCGGACACGUCGGUGCCAGGACCUCAUGUGGAAAAUUUUAUCCAAAUCCACUGGCCUGGGGGCUUUGCUACAACCGUGAAAUGAGCCCAGAGCAGAUGUUAGCUCAUGAGAAUGCUUCUUACAUCCCAUUGGAGCAGACUUCACAUGCGCAUCUACGAAUUUUAUAUCUAUCACCAAGCAGAACACGGAGGGGGCUGAAGUCAUAUUCCGGUGUUGUCAUGGCAAUCUUCACAUUGGGGGAGUUUGUUUCAAGCGCGCCAAUUCCAACUUCCAAUCGAUCGACAUCUUUGAUAUCAUUGGAGAGGGCCGAUGCGUCAGCAUCAAAGGCAUCGUUCAUAAUAUUAAUCGAACGUGGGAGCCCCUCCGUGCGACGCAGCAAACGAGCUACCCCUCUAUGUUGUGCAGUUUUGCUACAUACAUUGCGCAGUUUUGCUACCGUAGCACAAUUUUUGCUAUACCAUGUAUCUAUCAGUGUCUUCAAUAAGAUCGUUUUUGUUGUAAUAGCACAAUUUUUUUGAUACAAUGUCUCCGGCAUUGU